ACAAGAAGAAGAAGAAGAAGAAGAAGAAGAAGAACCACAGUGAUUUUCAGGGCGUCUCAGCACCGGAAGGAAAAACCACGGCGAGAGACUGUAAUGGAAGCUCCUUCAACUCGGCUCCCUAUCUUCUUUAUCUUUCUCUUACUCUCAGUUUCAUCUCCCAUUUUCAUUCAAAAAUCUCUAGCUGAUGGCGUCACUCCCGACGAAGCCAAACAGCUCAGAGAUGAGGUACGUGAAAUGUUUUAUCAUGCUUUCAAUGGAUACAUGAAGCAUGCUUUUCCUCUCGACGAAUUAAGACCUCUGUCGUGUGAAGGAGAAGAUUCACUUGGUGGUUAUGCUUUGACUUUGAUUGAUUCAUUGGAUACACUGGCCCUGCUUGGUGAUCGGGAACAAUUUGCUGCAUCUGUUGAAUGGAUUGGUAAAAAUCUUCGGUUCGAUAUAAAUAAAACAGUAUCUAUCUUUGAGACGACAAUUCGAGUUCUUGGAGGUUUACUUUCAGCUCAUCUUAUUGCAAGUGACCACACUACGGGUAUGAAAGUUGCAUCCUAUGAGAAUCAACUGCUUGACUUAGCAGAGGAUCUGGCUCGAAGAUUACUGCCUGCAUUUGACACUCCUACAGGAAUUCCAUUUGGAUCAGUUAACCUAUUGUAUGGAGUUGAUGAACAUGAAAGCAAGAUAACGUCAACAGCCGGUGGUGGGACCUUAACUUUGGAAUUUGGUGUUCUUAGCCGUUUGACGGAUGAUCCAAUUUUUGAACAAGUAACAAAGAACGCAGUACGUGGACUGUGGGCACGCCGUUCAAAGCUUAAUUUAGUUGGUGCACAUAUUAAUGUUUUUACAGGUGAAUGGACACAGAAGGAUGCAGGUAUUGGUACGAGCAUUGAUUCCUUCUAUGAGUAUUUACUGAAGGCUUACCUUUUGUUUGGAGACGAAGAGUACCUAUUCAUAUUUCAAGAAGCAUAUGGGGCUGCUAUGCAUUAUCUAUUUAAUGACCCUUGGUAUGUUGAGGUAAAUAUGGAUUCCGCUGCACUCGUCUGGCCAUUAUUCAACAGUUUGCAGGCAUUCUGGCCAGGGCUUCAGGUUUUGGCAGGGGACAUCGACCCUGCAAUUCGAACACAUACUGCAUUCUUUAGUGUCUGGAAGAGAUAUGGAUUUACACCUGAGGGUUUCAAUCUUGCUACACUCAGUGUCCAGCAAGGGCAGAAAAGUUAUCCACUUCGUCCAGAGUUAAUAGAGAGCACUUAUUGGCUCUACAAAGCCACGAGGAAUCCCAGGUGAGCUGAGCUAGUGUAAAGUGGUCCUGCUAAACUUUAGUAGAAGAAGGAGCGUAGUAUUUACAUAAUGCUCAUAAAGUUGUGGGCCUACUAGCUUUCUUUAAUCUCUACUUUCAUUUCUAGUGGGCGUAUAGAAAAUUGACUAAUCUAAUUUCUUUGCUUUUGAAAACAUCAAGUUAUUCGGUAGGAGAGUGCUGAGUUAUUUGUUUUUGAAAGAUGAAAAAUGCAUAUUACGAGUGCUUGAAAUCUUAAACAUCUAGGAUACGUCAAGAUUGUUGAUGUUUGUUUACCUUUCUAUGGCACCAACUUUUUUCCUCGAUUGAGUGG
Molecule: messenger RNA, 1598 nt
Organism: Cucurbita pepo subsp. pepo (vegetable marrow)
Lineage: Eukaryota; Viridiplantae; Streptophyta; Magnoliopsida; Cucurbitales; Cucurbitaceae
Source: RefSeq, a predicted model, not a curated record